AUGACUAUCAACAGCCGUUUAUUCCAUAGAGUUGAUGGUAUGAUAGCUCACGAAAAUGGAAAAGAGAAGUUAGAAGAAAAUAAUACACUAGAUCCAGGCUUGGCUAUAAAUCGUCAUCUUGGAUUGCUUAGAGGUGUUCUUCAAAACGAUGAAGAAUAUAAUAAACUUGAGAAUUAUAUUGGCAAAAUUGGUGGAUUUCUCUCUCAACACAAUCGUUAUACACCGCUGUUAUAUACCGUUAGAGAAAUUGUUCAACAGGAGAUUACAGAUAUGGGAUUAACAAGAGAAGAGACUGUUGCUGAAUUUGUCAAUAUUGAACCAACAGCACCAACAAAUUCAGAAGAUCCUACUUCUCUUGCCAGAAGUUAA
This is a messenger RNA of Williopsis jadinii, 369 nucleotides long. RefSeq lists its product as uncharacterized. The record is from RefSeq and is a predicted model, not a curated record. Bases 1 to 369 code for a protein of 122 amino acids. Lineage: Eukaryota; Fungi; Ascomycota; Saccharomycetes; Phaffomycetales; Wickerhamomycetaceae. The transcript has a single exon.